AUGCUAGCAGAACUCCAGCAAAUAUCGGGCAUGCAAAGUCAGGUACAGAGGUCACUCAAACGAAGACAAACUGGCGUGACAGAAAGCGGCAAGUAUUGCGCUGAAAACCAACGCCAUAAUCUCAUUGCUGCUGCUGCGCCGGUAGCGUCAGGCGCAUUGAGCACGAACUCUGAGGCCCAGAAGACGGGUGUCAAGAAUAUGCCUCAACCCAUAGCAGCGGAGAAUGCUGGGUUAAAGGGUGACAAUGCUUUACAGCUGAAGAAACGCAAGCCGCGUCCUACGAAGGCCGGACGUGCAAGAAAAAAAGCAGAAGCUGCAACCGCGGAGGUACCAUCGAUAAAGACAACACCAUUGGCGGCAUCGCCAUCCAGAGCAUCAUCAAUCAAGCCAACACUUUCGCAAUCGAAUCAAGGCAAGGAAAUUUCGUCAGAUCCGGCGCCAACCCAACAGACACGGUACUUACCUAAGGCACUCUCUUGGAAAACAUCAUGGAUGUUCCGGGAUACCAUUGGGCUGCCUAUACGUGCGAUAGAAGCAAAAUCACUGGAGCCAGACAGGACCGAGGUAUCCUCUGAGUGUGGUUUCGAGACCUUGUGCAGUUAUAACUGGCAGAAUGAUGGAGCCAUCUACGUUCCCGGCGCGCCUCCCAGAUGGAACCCUCCCGCAUUGCCGAUUACUCUGGCUCAGGAUACCGGGCGACAGUUCAUCGAUCAAAACGCUUCUCGCGUGCCCACAUUUCCUUUUGAACCCGCCUUCGCCGCCCUCGCUGUGAUGAAACCAAAUACCCUACUAGACGAAGUCGACAUUAUUGUCAACCGCAACAGUCUGCGCAAACUUCUCGACUUCUCGGCUGGGAAGAAGCUGGACGCCUUCUGUAUGGGCUUACAUAUGAUUGGCAAAACGCUUGUGAUCAACCGCAAAGAAAGGAAUGCUCAGCAAAUAAUCCAUGGUUCAUCUAAUGCAGGCUAUGGACAUAGUUUCGAGAAGACCUUUACAGAGCCUGAUGAUGAGAUGGGAAACUCUAGUAGCCAUCAUAGGGUCAUCCGGUACCACAUUGGCCCUCUGGACUGUGUUGUCCGAUUCGAAGUUGACGCAUAUUACGAUGACCCUGAUGCCGUCCUCGACUCUGAGUCCAGACAUCCUACCGAAGAAACCAUUGGCGUUGUAACCAAUGCUUUAGCGCAGUUGAAUAUGGUAGACUCGCCGCCAACUCAAUCCAAGAGUCGAAAACCCGCCGCCAAUAAGCCUACCAGAGUUGUUGAGAAAGGAGUUUUCGUUGACCCUUCUAAACUCGCUGAAAUCAAAGCUAAGAAGCUCGCACGUCUUAACGAAGCGCUACCGCAGCUUUGGUUCGGCCGCACACCCUACUUCAUGAACGGCAACCAUGACAAGGGCAAGGUACACUCAGUUGACAUCAAUCAUGCCAAGUCCGGUUUCCCGCGAUGGGAGGAAGCCAAUCAGGACAGGCUGCGUAAAAUGGUUAGUCUGUUAACAGAGAUCAAGAGUGUCACGCAGGGGUUACAGAACCGAGCCGGCGUGUUGGUACACGACGAAAAAGGCGGACCUCUGAAAGUCUACGUGAUGAGGAACAAUCCUGGUGUUUUGCCUAACGAAAUCAUUCAAAAGCACUGGAGCAUUGGAUAG
Alternaria atra is the source of this 1644-nucleotide messenger RNA. RefSeq lists its product as uncharacterized. The record is from RefSeq and is a predicted model, not a curated record. The transcript is spliced from 3 exons. NCBI's taxonomy places the organism in Eukaryota, Fungi, Ascomycota, Dothideomycetes, Pleosporales, Pleosporaceae. The coding region runs from base 1 to 1644 and encodes 547 amino acids.